AGUCUUAGUUGGUGUCUGACUCAGAUUUCAGGUUGUAAGACUUUUUCAGCCAAGCCGUUCUUCAUUUACGCAACUGGAUCAAAACAGUUAACCCUGAUGUACUCUAAACAGAGCAAGUUAUACUCCAUCAUUUUGUUUGCAGGUAACAUGAUUAUUUACAAAUUGUUUGUCCGUUUAACACUCAAAACCUAAAUGUUUAUUUGCACUUCUAUGAAUAGGUGUUUGUUCAAAAUGUAACAAAAAUGAUUCUGGUAACCUCUUUCAAAAACAUUUCGGGAGAGAGGGUAACUCACUGAAAAUUUCCUCUUUUAAAAAUCUGUUUAUCUAAGUCUAAUUUCCUUUAGCUUUUUUUUUCUCUUUAAUUUCCUCUUCCUGUCUUUAGGUCUAAACAUCAUAUAGCGUUACCGUUAUUUUACCGCGAAAAAGAUUGUGUUAUUUUUUCAGCUGAAUAUCCUAAUCUCUUCAAAACAAAUUUUUUAAGUUGCGCACAAAGGCUGAAAUAUAUUCUGUCUCCUUAACGGUUUAACUGAGUAUUCAUGAGAUAUCAAAUGACAUCACAGACACCUGCAUCUUUUCUUCGUUUCAUCAUGAAGUGCUACUUUUACAAACAUUUUGUUCAGAGCUACAUAUUUUACUAUUCUUUCGGUGUGGUUUGGGUGGAACUCCUAAAGUUAUCACAACAGUAUUAAUAUAAAAAAAUUGAGGUUGAUAAGCUGACGACUUUUUGCGUAACUGAGUCUAGGACAAGAGAGGAUGACUGGUUUCCACUAGAAAUGAAUUAGUAGAAGGACUAGCAAUUUUCUUUUGUGGACAGGUGUGGCACUUUUCCUGAAAGUGGACAUCGCUUUCUCAAGUAAGUCGUAUAUAGCAAUUUAAAUGAAGAUGUUGUCGGGUAAAUUUAUUCAUGGCCUUUGAGUUAUCUAAUAACUAAAGAUUCAAUGUCUUGGGGGCUCGGAAAGAUCGAAAGAGGAUUUUUCUUUCGUCCAGCGCGCAUAAGCCUCUCGAUCUAUCAGGCGCUAUCUCAACUUAACCUUUCCUAUAAGAGUGUCAACACAUUACCUCUUCGGUCACCUAAUCAGUGUAUUAUGUGACGGAUAUUUCAUUAAUUCAACGCCCGCAUGGUUCUUUGUGGAUCAUUUUAUCGCCUCGUUUCUGUUCAAACGAGGAGCCACAUGACUUGAUAUAUGUUUUAUUAAUAGCAGUUAAGCUAGGAGGCACACCCUGGACUUACGACCGAGGAAUAGCCGGAGCCAAAGGUACAGGAAAUAAACAGAAUCACGGUAUUUUGCAAAGCUCAUAGUUAACAAAGCCAAUGGAAUUUUACCGUGCGUAAGCUGCUUUGAUUUUCAACUGAGCAUUCCAAGUUAAGCAUAAUCGUUAUUGGUUUUUUUUCUGUCAAGGCCCGGAUGAAUGGGAAACGUUAAACGGUAACUGGUCUUGCAAUGGACGUAAACAGUCCCCAAUCGACGUGGGCACAGACCAGGUGAUGCAGAAAGACCCCACCAAUCCACCCAACCUGAGGCUGACAGUGGCGGGCAAUAAACCAAUCACCGGUGAGAUUAGGAACAAUGGAUAUGCGCCCACGUUCUUCCUCGCAGAGGAGUUGACGGUCAAGUUAGCAGGCGGUCUACUUCAGGAAAACUACUUUCUUAAGCAAUUUAAUUUUCACUUUGGCUGCAAUGAUACAGUUGGUUCGGAGCACACAAUUGAUGGCAACACGUAUCCGAUUGAGGUAAAAUCCGACAUCUUCUGGCUUUUGCUAAAACAGAGCUACGAGGCGUAAUUACAGAUUUUUUUAAAAAAACCAGUAAUUUCUCCUCCAUUUAAUCGUAAAGAGUAGAAAAGAAAAGCUCGUGGAUUUUGCAAACGUUAUUGAGAUGUUUACCACACUGAAUACCUUAAAAAAAACAGUCCUGUGUAUUCUAUUGUCCAUAAUUCUCCUUGUGCUUAUUUGGAAUUUCUGUUGUAUGUUAGUUGCACAUGGUAUUUUGGGACAACACUAAUUAUGCGACAUAUGAGUUAGCAGCUCAGGGAGAAGAUGGUCUGGCUGCGGUUGCUGUACUGUACGAGGUAUAUCAUUUAACUAUUUCUUCUCUAAUUUAUCUCUAGAAAUCAAGUCGUCUAUUGACGUAUUAGUGUUAGCUUUAUUAGUAAGGACAAAAUUAUGAGAACAUGCUUAUCAAAUAAAAAAUAAAUAAUUUGUACAAUUUAAUAAAUAACGGUUUAUUUCUCCUUUAAGUGAAUCUAAUAUUGGAAGAUCUCAAUCCAUUCUGAUUGUAGUUGGCUGUCUAACGUAUAGCUAAAGUCUUAGUUUCAUGCAGCAGCAAGGAUGUCGAAAAAUGAAUUUAAUCUACCAAGGAAGGCUGCUAAAAUAAAUAUUGGAAUAAAAGCAGCAUUUAAGACGUAUCUGAUCACAAAUUAGCUCCUCUAAGUAGACUGAAAUCUUAUGAGGCACAUUUUAUGCUGCAGCUUCCUAUGGCAAACAUCAGUGCCACACCAGCAAAUAAUGCUCUGGAAAAAAUUGCGCGUCUUCUUAACAACGUCGUCGAAGAGAGUAAGUAGUUCGCACACCUGUGGAUUGCUUAGAGUAAGCUUAUGUAUUACAGCUUUAAUUGAAAUUCAAACCCUUUGAAGAAAGAUCUCAGUCCUAACAUAUGUUUGACAUGCUAGCAUGAUGAUGUCAGCCAACGUUUGACCCUAGAGACGGAGGGGAAACUCAGUUCUUCAUAUAACUCAGUAUUUUUGUUCGCGAUAGACUGAAGCGAAUGAGGGGGACUGGGUCGAGAUAGAGACAAAAUUCAGCUCUCAGUUUCUAUCUUCAUACUAACCAUAUUUUACCUCGUCUUUUCAUAAACAGACAGCAAUUACGUGGUAACACAGAGCGAGGGGCUGCAUAUCGAGGACUUGGCACCAUUACUCGUAUCCCCGGAUGUUGCAGACAGGUUUUACAAAUACAAAGGAUCUCUUACGACUCCCGGGUGUUAUGAAUCGGUCACGUGGUUUGUGAUGAACAAUCAUCCACAGAUAACAGAGCAAGAAGUAAGAAAUCAUCUUUACACAGAUAUUUUCCAACAUCACACCUUAGAUUUCUUGAAGAAGGAAAACUUUGGGAGGAUGGCUUUCUCAGUGUAAAGUUAUAUACAAUGUGAAGUCAUUGAAAACACGAAGACUCUCAAAAAUAUGACUGUCCUCUUUCCCAGUUUUCAAACCCCAUUUCAGAAAUUAAGAAUAAUCUAUCUCUUCGUAACUCUUAACGUUAAGAGUCCAGAUUUUAAAAGAAACAACGGAAAGUUUCAAACCACUUGAAGAAUUCAAACCUGAGGAACUUUUAGAGAUUCUUUUAAUCCAAGCGCUGUUUUUUCAUCUUGAAAAUAGAUGAUGGCAUUCCGAAAUCUAAAGAGCAGCAAGGCGCAUGCUCAAGGUCCAAAUGUUGGUCGUAUGUGCAAUAACUUUCGAAACGUUAUGCCACUGAAUGGAAGACAGAUCCAUAGCAACAUCGUCCUAGAGUGAACAGAAAGUAUCCAUCUUUGUAUUUCUCAUAUCUACAGUAAGGUGAGUGUGUCUUAGAACAGACAUGAAUAAUUCAGAGCGUUUUAAAAUAGCUGUGUCACAGAGACCGCCUGACGAUCCUGGGUUCCCUUAAGCUUUUUUUAGCAUUUCUCGCAGAAGUGUUUAAAAGGUUUCCCAAAGUUUUUAUUUUACAAAUUUUUGUAAAAACCAAAACAAGUAUCAAACAUUCACAGAUUUGUUCUCAGGCCUGGUUUUCAGAUAUCACCGAGGAAGAAAGAGAUUGGAGACGCGGUUGUGUGCUUUCACAACGGUCAUACAUUGAAAAUAAUAAUCAAUGCGACGAGAAAAGGAGAUGGUAACCAGGAAAUUAAAAUGUAACAUAGGAUUAAAAAAGGAUUGGCCCUCGAGAAAUAAAUGAAAAUAUAGAGUUCAUGUAUGUGACAGGUUCUUGUAACAUUUUCGAUAUUUUAGGUUGAUUGAAGUUCUAAGGUGAAAGAAAUCCGGGUGGUAACGAGAAGGACUGGCACGAGCUCAUGUUAACCAUGGCUGGAAUAAAGGAAUGAACUGUUAUAUUAUGCUGUGACAAGUUGCAUUAGUUUUCGUCCUCUAAGAAGCAUGUUUGAAGGAAAGUUCUAUAGAUCACUCGAAAGACGAACAAUUAGUGGACACAUGUACAUGUAAUCCAAAUGAUGCAGACGCCUGUUAUAAUCAUAAAAGGUCUUAUGGUCUUGCAAUUUCUGCCUCCGGUGUCUGUUGCUUUUUUCCUUGUGAAAGUCAAGUUAAUGAUAAGUAAUUUUGGUUAAGUAAACUGGAACCGGAAUAUGAUCAGAGCGCUCGCAGCAUAGAAUUGGUUGGAUUGCAAUGAGUGCUAAUCCGUGCAUGCAAAAUGCAGCUACGAGACAUACUUGUAUAUGAGUUAAUUUGUUAAAUUCAUAAUUAUUGUAAAUCCCACGAUCUGCAUUGCAAGCAUCGCCAUCAGACUCCAAAAUGCUGGCAUUCGGACGGCUUUCUUCAAUAUUGCAAGCAAUCCCAGAAGUCCACGCACUUUUCUCAGAACAAAUGGUAUCAAGCCAAUGCUUAUGUCCUGGGAGACCAGCCAUGUCAGUUCAAGUUCUUAAGAGUGAGGAAUUUUUGUAAAAUUUGAGCAACUAAAUGUUGCGUGUCGUUCCCUUAAACAGCAGUCGUAGGCAUGCAGGAAGUAAAGAAUCGUCCCUAUAAUCAGCCACAGGAGAAGAAGAACAAAACAACAACUGGCAAGGUUGCUGAGAAGCGACUUCGACUUCGACUUGUCGCAAAAACUUUUAUUGUUUUUCAUUUUCGAACGUCAUUUCGUUCGUAAAAAAUUAAUCAGUUCUUUAAUUCUGAAUGAUUGCGGCAAAAGUUGAAGUUAAAAUAAUACACACCCUAACCCCUUGUUUUAAAAUAACCUAAAGAAGUUUAAACAAUCAAUGUCUCGCCUUUAUCUUUCAAACAACUGUGAACGACUGCAUCUGUUUAAUUCUUUUAAUUAUUUGCAAUCUGCUCCACUAGCGCUCGUAAAUUAAUGCGCGAGAGUUUUGUCAUGUUUUUAAAAAUGAUCAAAGUUUCUCCUGAGCCAUAAAAAUCACACAA
Pocillopora meandrina is the source of this 5121-nucleotide messenger RNA. NCBI's taxonomy places the organism in Eukaryota, Metazoa, Cnidaria, Anthozoa, Scleractinia, Pocilloporidae. The record is from the annotation of a GenBank genome assembly.